Myodes glareolus (Bank vole) is the source of this 1012-nucleotide messenger RNA. It is a transcript of the gene Cabp2, whose product is annotated as calcium binding protein 2. Gene Ontology annotation, biological process: visual perception. The record is from RefSeq and is a predicted model, not a curated record. Gene Ontology annotation, cellular component: cytoplasm. NCBI's taxonomy places the organism in Eukaryota, Metazoa, Chordata, Mammalia, Rodentia, Cricetidae. Gene Ontology annotation, molecular function: calcium ion binding; calcium channel regulator activity.
CUGUGAAGGCCGGGAAGUGGUAUAGGAGGAAGAUUCAGAGAUGGGCUAUGUGAGCAGCAAUGGAAGAAGAUAGUGACUUUAGGGGAGUCGGGCUCUACUAAUCCCCAGAGCCAAAAGGGAAACCGUAUCCACACCUCCCUCUGAGCUUCCUUCCUGCAGGUCAACCAGCCCCAGCAGGAACAGAAAAGGUGCUACACCCAGGGCCAUGGCCCUGCCUGAGGGCCUGGCAAAUGGCAGCCUCCCUGAAGGGGACUCCAGCCCAUCCACAGACACUCCAGGACCCAGCCAGGACCUAGCCAGCCCCACUGCCCGCAGGCGGGCCCUCCUCCGUGAGCUGGAGGCCCAGGUGCAGGCUGCCUAUGGGCAGGACCGGGAGCUGAGACCAGAGGAGAUAGAAGAGCUGCAGGUCGCCUUCCAGGAGUUUGACCGAGACCGGGAUGGCUACAUCGGCUACCGGGAGCUGGGUGCCUGCAUGCGGACGCUGGGCUACAUGCCCACGGAGAUGGAGCUCAUUGAAAUAUCACAGCAGAUCAGUGGUGGGAAGGUGGAUUUUGAAGAUUUUGUAGAGCUGAUGGGUCCCAAGCUGUUGGCAGAGACUGCGGAUAUGAUUGGCGUGAGGGAGCUUCGAGACGCCUUCCGGGAGUUUGACACUAAUGGAGACGGCUGCAUCAGCGUGGGGGAGCUCCGGGCAGCCCUCAAGGCUCUGCUGGGGGAGCGCCUCAGCCAGAGGGAGGUAGAUGAGAUACUCCAAGACAUCGAUCUCAAUGGAGAUGGCUUGGUUGACUUUGAAGAAUUUGUUCGGAUGAUGUCUCGAUGAGCCUGUAUAGAAGCUGGAGUGGACCAGCCUGGAGGACCACAGCCUCUGAGCCACAGAGGAUCCCAUGUAUUCCUGGAAACUCAUUACGAAUCAGACUGUGUGCCUCCUCCCACCCCUGCCUGGGCACAGUGCCCUCUCCUGUCACCACCCUUAGCUCUCCCUGGUUCUCUGACAAUAAAGCAUUUUCCAGCUUGU